AAAGGCAACAGUUGACGCACAAAGAUCAGUUGUGUGACUUCGCUUUCUGGCUUCCAACCCAUUUAAAACCUUUACUUUGACUUCGGUCACAGUAUUACAUGUUCUCUGAUUGUAAUGUAACUGCAGACAGCUCGCAGCAUGGACGGAGGUGUCUCCGAGUUACCUGGCCCCUCUCUUCCCCUCUCUGCUUUGCGGCUCCUGGUCUCACCGAUUCGGCUGGUUUCUGCAGCCAUCUGGCAGACUGUGGAGCAGAAGGUUGUGUCAGACUAUGGGCUGCUUGAGGAGUUUGUGUUUAUGGUCACAGAAAUUGUUCCUCAGCUUCUCUCUACGAGGCAGCGCGCUGAACUCGUCUUGGGACUCAGAGCACGAUUGAUCCUGGAGCUGUGUCGUUCUGAUGAGACCGCGGACCUGCAGGUUAUUCAACCACAUCUCGACCGGAUGCAGAAGCUCAGAUCACUGUGGAGCGUGGAGAAUGCUGAACCGGUGUCAGACUCUCAUUUCAUGGGCCUAGUCCAAAAUCUGCUGAGAGAUCCCGAAGAGAGAAGAAAUUUCUUCAUGGAUGUUUUCCCUGGAGACUUUGGUCCCACAUAUGACAAAGCAAUCCAGACACUGAUGUGGUUGUUUCUGUCAAGACUGGAAAAGCUUCUUCCAACCAAAACUCUCCAACAGAUUGCCUCUCUGCUCAACGACACCUCAUCUGUUCUGAAUGAAUGCAUGGGGGCUUUCUCUCAGCCUCAGGAGCUCAAAGUCUUGCUUGACAAUCAAAAAGAUCUCACCCAAUUAGAGGACAUUGAGUCUUUCAUCGUUGACAGUGGCAUUUUGUCUGCCCUGUGUCUCCCUCCUGUGGAAAGAGUCGUGAUUGUCAAUGAGCAAACUGAAACGGAUGCAGAGAGCAGUCUCGUGUAUACUGUCUGCACAGAGAUGGAAGUGGAAUCUGAGAACAAAGAGGUGUAUGUGGAGGGGACUGGGAACUCUGAGGAGUGUGUGCAACCUGAGUGGUUUGGCCUCACUGGUGAGGUAAAACCAGAAAUUGAUGCAGUGGUAGUUAUGGAUACUGUGGAAGGCACUGAGGCCAGCGAAAGCGAAAUGGCAGAGGACCGCAAUGACAACCAAUCAGGAACACUGAUCAUCGGCGAGGAUGGCCAGGUGACUGUGCUGGAUGGUGUGGAGAAGAAGCCAACCAGACGUGGGAGAAAAAAGAAACGUCCUGUAGAUGAAGACUUUGAAGCGGAAAGUGCAGUGAUGGGCAAAAAGGAAACACCAGAAAGUGACGCACUGUUAGAAAGAUCAGUGCGUAAGAACAGAGGGCUCAAGAUGAAACGGUACUUGUCACAGUGGAGGAAAUCUGGGAAGACACCGGGCUCCAGUACGACCAGCAGUGGACCCAAAAAGUUUGCCGGGCCCCAAGGUCCAGCCAAAAGCAACGACUUGGAUGAGAGAACCUGUAAAGUCUGCAGCAAGGUUGUGAGUCAUGUCAAGUUCUUGCAGCGACACAUGAGUCAGCACUCCGAGGAGCUGCCCAUUACAUGUCCUUCAUGCAAAAAGCUUUACAAGAGCUUACGUUCCUUGCAGCAGCACAGAUGUGCAAGCAUGACAAAGGCAAAGGCUGUUAGGAAAGCCAAGGAGCAAGACACCCCAGCAGGCGAAGGCGAACAGUCAUCAAGCGGGGUUCCUUGCGACGACACAAAUGAAGAGCAGCCAGUUGACAAUACCUCCCAAGAUCCUGAUUACUCUCCCCCUGCAGAGAGGGCUUCCAAAGAACCAGGGCAGAAGAGCCCUGAAGAACAGAAGAGUGUGUUAGAGGGUCCAUUCUACUGUCCUCACUGCAGUGUCGAGUUCAAGUGCAAACAAACAUUUAGGUUCCAUUUAAGAAACAUUUGCUACAAUGAGCAGCAGGUUGAUCCUGAGAAGCCUGACGAUGUUAAGCAUUGUUUCAGGUGUGAUGAAUGCGACAAGGCGUUCAGAUACAAAUCAACUUUAGAUUCCCACAAACAGACUCACAACCCGCUCUACUGUGAGGUGUGUAUGAAACUGGUACGUGACUCAGAAGCAUUGGCCAUGCACAAAGAAUCCCACACACCUUUUCAGUGUAACCGCUGUGAGGAGAACUUCCCAGUGUUCAAGGCCCUUCAUAAGCACUACAUCGACGUCCACAACCCCACCGAGCCAUUUACCUGCUCCCACUGUCAGACUACAUUUGCCAGUUUGAAGCGUUUCAUUAGACACGAGUGGAAGCACACGGGUUACCAACCAUUUCAGUGCUCCCAUUGUAGUAAAAGAUUCCGUUCAUACUCUGAUCUUGUGGAGCACCAGAAAAAACACACUAAGGCAUACCCAUUCCUGUGCUGGGAGUGCGGCAAGAAAUUCCGGCACGGCAUCACGCUGACGAGACAUGUGGAGCGUGUGCAUCACUCUGGAGAACCCGUGACUGAAAAACCUACGCCGAUCUUUACCUGCCCUCAGUGCGGGAAGACGUUCACUUCAAGAAGGUGCCUCCUGAAGCACGACAAUUUUCAUCACAAAGGGCUGCGCUUCCCGUGUGAGCACUGUGGGAAGGGCUUCUUUGGCAAGGACGCGUUGGUGAGGCACACUUUGAUUCACACGGGCGAAAGGCCUUUCAAGUGCGACGACUGCGACAAGUCAUUUAGAUCUGCAGCAGAAUUAAAGAUACACAGGAGAUACCAUACUGGAGAAAGGCCAUUUAAGUGCAACAUCUGUGAAAAGGGCUUUGUUCAAUCUUGCUUUCUUACUUUACACAUGCGAACCCACACUGGAGAACGGCCAUAUGUUUGUGCAGUGUGCAAUAAGGGGUUUUCAAGCCUGCAUGGCUUAAAACGACACAGGAGACUUGUUCAUGCAUAGAUCAUUGUGACAUAAUACAUAUUUCCAAAAGGAUUUGUAGCUUAACCAGCCCAUGUUGGUGUUAGGUGUAGACCAGAACUUUGCAAAGAGUGAAGAGCUGAUGAUUUGGCCUAUCCCUGAAAGGACACCUUUGUUGAUGGUGACGAAGAGAUGGACAAAGUUUUCCAGUUGAAGGACAUUUUCUGUAAACUAUCAGCCUUAUUGUUCUUCCUAUGGCUGGCACAGCUUUGGAUUGCUAGAAUGUGUGUAAUUGCGUUGUGCAUUAUGAAAAUGUAACUUGUAUUUUUUACAGAGACAUUUGUUGUUCUACAUAAGAUUUGUAUGUAUAAAUGGGAUGACCCUUAAAGGUCCCAUAUUAUA
Molecule: messenger RNA, 3222 nt
Organism: Neolamprologus brichardi
Lineage: Eukaryota; Metazoa; Chordata; Actinopteri; Cichliformes; Cichlidae
Source: RefSeq, a predicted model, not a curated record